AUGGCCCUCGACGCUGGCGACGAGCACACGCGCUCCACGGCCGCCCCGCCGACGAUCAUCAUCCCCCUCUCGCUCCCGUCGUGGACCGAGCCCCAGCACAGCGAGCACGUCCUCGUGCGCGUCCCGCUCGCAGCGUACCGCGAGCGCAACCUCCCCGACGUCAUCUUCCACCUCAACCAGUAUGCGCAGCUGUUCGAGCGCACGCGCCAGCAGGUCAUCAACUGGAAGGUUGCGGCCACGACCGACCCCAACCUCGUGACCCACUCGCACCAGCACAGCUUCUCGACGCUGUCCUUUGCGUCGCUCAAGUCGGACAUUGUCGAGCCCGACGGCGUCCCCCUGCACACACCAGCCAACGGACCCACGCCGGCGCAGUCGCGCCCCCGCACGCCCGACCCGGUUCUGAUUGAGCGCCUGCACGACCUCGCCCAGCAGCUCGAGCACGUGGCUGCCCUCGCGGCGCGCUUCACGAGACUCGACCGUACCGUCGCCGAGGCCGGCGCGAUCACGCUUCCCAACAGCGACGACCAGCCUGCCCCGCCCACCGGCAACCUGGACCCCGAGGACGACCCUGACAUCAACUCGCUCGCCGCUGAGCGCGACCCCGCACUCAAGGCGCACGACCUCGCGCUGCUGGCCGCAGAGCGCACCGCCGUACUCGCCGCCCUCAAGGAGCACUACGAGCUCUACCUCACUGGGUUCCCUCGUACGCUCGAGAACCGCCCCAAGCUCGUCGAGGUGCUCGAGGAGACACAGAGGCACAUCCAGAAGAGCGCCAAGGGAUUCGAGGAGCAGCUCGCUCACGUCGAGUUCCUCAGCUAG
Vanrija pseudolonga is the source of this 822-nucleotide messenger RNA. RefSeq lists its product as uncharacterized. The transcript has a single exon. The coding region runs from base 1 to 822 and encodes 273 amino acids. The record is from RefSeq and is a predicted model, not a curated record. NCBI's taxonomy places the organism in Eukaryota, Fungi, Basidiomycota, Tremellomycetes, Trichosporonales, Trichosporonaceae.